Molecule: messenger RNA, 1218 nt
Organism: Ceratotherium simum simum (southern white rhinoceros)
Lineage: Eukaryota; Metazoa; Chordata; Mammalia; Perissodactyla; Rhinocerotidae
Source: RefSeq, a predicted model, not a curated record
AUGAAGAAGGAAAGACAGGUUCUGAUGGCCGCAGCUGCUCUGACCCAGUAUGAGAAACAGAAAGUCUGGCAUAGCAGAACAACCAACAACACAGACUCCUCACAAACAACUUCGCUGCCAACAGUUUCUUCAUUAACCACAGCAGUUAAUGGUGAAGGAAGCACAACCGAUGGUGUCAGGGAGAAUGAGUUCAUCACCACAAAUGCAACAGUGACAAAUCUUCCACUUACAAAUGUUGUUUCAACAUUACAAAGUUCCCACAGUAAGACUGAGAAUCAGAGUUCAACCAAAACAACAGAAAGAGUAGUUAAUUCUGUAACAUCAGAUACUUCAUCUUCUAAAACCAGUACAUUACCCUCAACGUUGAUAACAAUUUCGGGAAACACCUCGCAGUCUCAAGGCACUAAGAAGGCAAAACGUGCAAGCUCUUCUUCAACCAACGCCUUUUAUUCCAGUAUUAUUUUGCCAGUGGUUAUUACUUUGAUUGUAGUAACACUUGCAGUAUUUGUUCUGGUGUGUUUGUAUCGAAUGUGCUGGAAGACAGACCCAGGCACCCCGGAAAAUGGAAAUGACCAACCUCAGUCCGAUAAAGAGAGUGUGAAGCUUCUCACUGUUAAGACAAUUUCUCAUGAGUCUGAUGAGUGCUCUGCACAAGGAAAAACCAAGAACUGACAGCUUGAUGGAUCCUCCCCACACCUGGGCAAUAAACAUAACUGCGCCAUGCUCUGGCAUGUGCUGGACCAUCUGUCAGCUGCAGAUGCUCUAUGAGAACGUCAGACAUAUCCUGCUCUACAGUCCUUUCCACAGAGUAAGGUUUGACAUGGACUCUGUGGCCACUCUCUGCUCUUCAGACUGCCCCCAGGCCACGGCAGCCAACGUCCAGCUUUCCCCACACAAGGCAACAGUGCAACCAUCCCUAUUAAAGGCCCUGCCUCUGCCAACCAUGCUGUGAAAGAGCAGGGUGCAGGUCUCCACCCCUGGUACCAGUGCCCACCCCCUCCCACACCAUACCGUCCUCCUCCCAGAUUCUAGCACACCAGCAGCAAUGCCGUCAGCCACACCGCAUCUAAGCCCUGCCAGGUCGGGCCACCACCCCUUUCCCACUUGAGGCACAGGUGCCUCCGUCUCCUGCUCCUUUUUGGACCAAGACAGAAAGUUGUUUCUGCAUUGCAAAUGAGAAAAUCCCUCAGCACAAAACCACAGCCCUGGCUCCCCUUC